This is a messenger RNA of Brachypodium distachyon (stiff brome), 1765 nucleotides long. RefSeq names its product putative F-box protein At5g55150. NCBI's taxonomy places the organism in Eukaryota, Viridiplantae, Streptophyta, Magnoliopsida, Poales, Poaceae. Gene Ontology annotation, molecular function: protein binding. Bases 1 to 1224 code for a protein of 407 amino acids. The transcript is spliced from 3 exons. The record is from RefSeq and is a predicted model, not a curated record.
AUGGAGAAUUGCUCAGGAGCAACCACUGCAUUACUUGUGAACCUGCGGGUUUCAUCGUGGUUUUGCCCCGUUUAUAGUACCGUGACAGAUUAUGACGUGUACAUGACUAGGUUCGUCGUGUACACAUUCAUCAAAACUGAGUACAUCGUGUGUAAAUUCUGCGACCGUGGGGCUAGACAGAGAGGGGUCACCGGGAACUUUGGCGGCGGAGUACCCUGUUUCUGGCUGGGCCGAAGGGCCAAAUACCCCGAACCCGUUUCCGGCUCACCCUUGCCGGCCCAGUCUGUUCUGAGGCAGAGAGCGACCCCAAUUCCCCUCUGCCAACGCCCGCGCUCCGCCUCCCCAGAUUGGACGCAGCUUCCACCGGAUCUACUAACCACAAUCUUUGGGGAGCUAGAGAUCCUCGACCUCCUCCACUCAGGCGCCGUCUGCACGUCAUGGCACUCCGCGUACUCCACCUUCCGCCGCCUCCGCCUCCCGUCCCCGAAGCAACCCCCGUGCCUUCUAUACGCGAGCGCCGCCUGCGGACCCGACGCGGCCUCUCUGCACUUCCCUUCCACCAGCGCCACCUUCAGGACUCCUGAGCCCCCCCUCCGCUUCGGCAGCCUGCAGCUGGCCGGAUCGGGGCACGGCUGGCCGGUGGCCGCCGACGAGGUCAGCAACCUCCACCUCCUCAACCCAAUCACCGGCGGCCACGUCGCGCUCCCGCCCAUCACGGAGAUGCGAGGCGUCGAGAGCUCCUUGGACGACGAGGGAGACCUCGCCUACACCUUCACCGACUUCAGUGCACCCGCGGAGGAAGACCCGUUCAGCCUCCCCGCGGUCGAGGCGCGGGAGACCAUGUACCACCGGGCAGUUCUCUCCUGCAGCCCCUCCGCUGGCAGCGCGUGUGUCGUUCUCCUCAUCCACAUGCCGCUCGCCGAGCUCUCCUUCGCCAGGGUCGGCGACGAGCGGUGGACGGCAUUGGCCGAGUGCACGGGCCUCCAGAGGCGCAACUUCCACAGCAAUGCCGCCUACAACGCGGCUGACGGCCUGUUCUACGUCCUGAGCUACGAUGGUUCCAUGCACACCUUGGAUCUGAACGGGCCUUCUCCGGUGGCAACCAAGAUCAUCCCCGGGUCCAAGUUUGAUCAGCCUUUCAGUUCUUACCUUGUCCAGACGCCAUGGGGCGACCUCUUGCAAGCGUGGAGAUUCAGGAAAUAUCUCUGUCCGCCCACGCCUUGAGAGUGGGAGGACGAUGACCCACGAGCGGAGCUCAACACGACUGAGCUGCGGCUCUACAAGGUUGAUGCCCAUGGACAGAAGCUAGUGAAGGUGGACAGUGUGGGAGAUCAUGCCCUUUUCCUCGGUUAUAAUGGUUCAAUGUGCCUCCCAAUCAAGGAUUUUCCCUGGUUGAGGCCAAACUGUGCCUACAUUACCAAUGAUUCAUUUGAAUAUAUCAUGUGCUGCAAAUCCAGCAAGCGGGAAAUCGGUGUGUGGAGCAUUCAAAACCAGAAUUUGCAUAACCUUGGUGGCACUUCACCUCCCUGGUUGAAUUGGCCGACGCCCAUCUGGAUAGUGCCCUCCCUUUUGUAGGGAGAGGAUUUGAUUUGCUCCCUGAUAGCAAGAUUUGUUGUGUUGUAUGUUUGUGAAUGAAUUAUUAUCUCUUUUUCUAGAAUAUGAAUGAACUAUUAUCUCUGAACCUACAUUGAUCUCUACCUUAUUUGCAUUGUGGUACUUUGCUCCCUGAUAGCAAGAUUGGUUAUGUUGUAUGUUUUCAAAUGAA